This is a messenger RNA of Auanema sp. JU1783, 2664 nucleotides long. The record is from the annotation of a GenBank genome assembly. NCBI's taxonomy places the organism in Eukaryota, Metazoa, Nematoda, Chromadorea, Rhabditida, Rhabditidae.
AUGCUGCCUCUGAAUAAUUACGUGUUAAUAUUUCUUUCAAUUCCUUUAUCAGUUCUUUCUUUAAAUAAUUUUGUUGACAAUUUCCAAACACUUAACUAUAACUCCCGGGCAGUUAUUGCUGCUCGUAGGAAAAGGUCGCUCUAUUCAGAACCUUUGAAUUUAAAAUUUAAUGCUUAUAACAGGUCUUUUCAUCUUUAUUUGGAGCCCAUUGACGAAUCCACAGGACUCUUCCAUGAAAGUCAUGCAGUUGACGUUGAUGGAGAAUAUGUGGAAGUAAAGCCACACGAAUUUCUUUAUGAAGGUUUCAUAAAAGAUGAUCCUCAUUCCCGCGUUUACGGUUCCAUUAUCGACGGAGUUUUCGAUGGUCAUAUCCAUACCUCAGACGGGCACUCUUAUUCUGUAGAAAGAGCGUCCAAAUAUUUUUCAAUUGAUCGGAGACCCGAGAAAUACCAUUCUAUUAUUUAUCAUGAUAAUGAAAUCAAUCACAGGAAAAUGAGAGCUAAAAGGGAUGCGAAAGAUGAGUCUGUGCAUGGCUGCGGACUUCGUGAUGAUAUCAAAGAUAGUAUGGCGAGAAUACAACGCUCAGCAGAACCUGCUCCCGAUGAAUACACGAAUUACAUGACCAUGGCUGGACGUAGUAAACGAUCAACGAAAGAUGCGAAAGGCUUAUAUUCUGUGCGAACUUGCUCACUUUAUUUACAAGCGGAUCACAAAUUGUACGAACAAAUCAGAAGAAAAGAGGGAAAUAAUGAUGGGAUUAGGACAAGAGAAGAAAUUGUCAGUUUGUUCUAUAAUCACAUCAAAGCCGUUAAUGAGAUUUAUGAAGGAACAAAUUUUGACGGCAUUAAAGGAUUACAUUUCGUAAUCCAAAGAACUUCAAUUUUCACCCCUGAUACUUGUAAAAAUGGCAAAGCCAUAGUAGGGUCGGAUAAUCCUUUCUGUGAAGAAAAUGUUGAUGUUUCUAACUUCUUGAACCUGAACUCACAGCGAAAUCAUUCCGCUUUCUGCCUCGCUUAUGCCCUUACUUUCCGUGAUUUUGUCGGAGGAACUUUAGGACUUGCGUGGGUAGCUAGUCCUCAAUACAAUACCGCUGGAGGUAUUUGCCAGGUGUAUCAACGAUAUAAUGAAGGCUCACGAGGCUGGGUAUUCCGAUCGCUGAAUACAGGAAUUAUAACUCUUGUUAACUAUGGAAAUCGUGUUCCUACACGAGUUUCUCAGCUAACUUUAGCUCACGAAAUUGGACAUAACUUCGGCUCCCCUCAUGAUUUUCCUGCUGGAUGCCAGCCAGGUUUACCCGAUGGGAACUUCAUCAUGUUUUCCUCAGCAACUUCGGGAGACAAACCAAACAACUCAAAAUUCUCUCCUUGCUCAAUAGCAAAUAUUUCAAAUGUUUUGAAUGUAGUUCUUCAAUCGGUUCCAGUUGAUCCAACGAGAAAUGUUGCCAUCACUUCGUUGUCUAAGAGAAAUUGCUUCCAAGAGAGAACAUCUGCGUUCUGUGGCAACCAAAUUUGGGAACCUGGUGAGGAAUGUGAUUGUGGCUUCUCUCAGGCUGAUUGUGACCAAAUGGGUGAUAAAUGUUGUGUCCCACAUGAAACUGGUCGAGGAGGUCAACCUGGUCCGUGUAAGAGAAAGCGUGGAGCAAGAUGUUCACCUUCUGAAGGUUACUGCUGUAACUCUGAAACUUGUGGGUUGCAUUUAUCUUCCGAACUUAAAGUUUGCCGCAAGGAAUCGGAAUGUAGCGAAGCACAAACAUGUGAUGGACUAACUGCUCAAUGCCCUACCUCUACUCCUAAACAAAAUGGAUUGCCAUGUCAAGACUCAACUAAGGUCUGUUCUGGAGGAAGUUGCAAUGGAUCAGUAUGCGAAUUGGUUGGGCUUAAAGAUUGCUUCCUAACAGAAGGCAAACCGGAAGAGUUAUGUUUUCUCGCUUGCUUCAAAGAUGGAAAAUGUGUAUCGAGUGUUCUCUUACCAGAGUUUUUGAAUAACAGAACUAAUUUCAUACAAUCAGGAAGAAAAGGAGAAAAUGGACUUGUUUUACAUCCAGGUUCCCCUUGCAAUAACUACAAAGGUUAUUGCGAUAUCUUCCGCAAAUGUCGAAGUGUGGAUGCGAACGGCCCUCUUGCAAGACUGAAAAACUUAUUAUUUGAUAAGAAAACAAUUGAGAGUGUUACACAAUGGGUUCAGGAACAUUGGUGGGUUGUUGGAACUGGUGGCUUAGCUUUAGCGUUCUUCAUGUGUGUUUUUGUGAAAUGUUGUGCUGUUCACACUCCAAGUACCAAUCCAAAUAAGCCACCCGCUCUAAAUAUUUAUCAAACGUUAACCAGACCCAGCACACUUAUUCGUCAACGAAGACAACGUCACCGGUCUGCUGCAGGUGGAACUGGAGCUGCUACUUCUUCCGCCCAAAUGCGUCCUGUUGCUCAAGAAGCUAGACCUAGUGCAAGACCUAGUGCGCGGCCAUCAGCUCCGCCUCUGCCAGCUACAGCUCCUCCUGCACCCGUGCCUGUUGCAGUUCAGCCUGCAGUUAUUGUAGUAGAACCUCCACCACCUUAUUCCGCUGCGGCUGAUCCAGCAGCAUUGGGUGGACCCCCGAGAGGACAUAGAAAAAACAAACGACAAACAGCUGCUGAUGCAGCGCCUAAAGAACGAAGGAAAGGGAAAUAA